Pipistrellus kuhlii (Kuhl's pipistrelle) is the source of this 1182-nucleotide messenger RNA. Its product is annotated as F-box/LRR-repeat protein 20. The record is from RefSeq and is a predicted model, not a curated record. Gene Ontology annotation, cellular component: SCF ubiquitin ligase complex. Gene Ontology annotation, molecular function: protein binding. The coding region runs from base 145 to 1059 and encodes 304 amino acids. Lineage: Eukaryota; Metazoa; Chordata; Mammalia; Chiroptera; Vespertilionidae. The transcript has a single exon. Gene Ontology annotation, biological process: SCF-dependent proteasomal ubiquitin-dependent protein catabolic process.
CAAAAAGAUGUGGGGGUUUUUACGAAAGUUAAGUCUUCGUGGGUGUCUUGGAGUAGGAGACAAUGCAUUAAGGACCUUUGCACAAAACUGUAGGAACAUUGAAGUACUAAAUUUAAAUGGGUGUACAAAGACUACAGACGCUACAUGUACUGUACUAGCCUUAGCAAGUUCUGUUCCAAACUCAGGCAUCUUGACUUGGCUUCCUGUACAUCAAUAACAAACAUGUCUCUAAAAGCUCUGAGUGAGGGAUGUCCACUGUUGGAGCAAUUGAACAUUUCCUGGUGUGACCAAGUAACCAAGGAUGGCAUCCAAGCACUAGUGAGAGGCUGUGGGGGUCUGAAAGCCUUAUUCUUAAAAGGCUGCACACAGCUAGAAGAUGAAGCUCUCAAGUACAUAGGUGCACACUGUCCUGAACUGGUGACUUUGAACUUGCAGACCUGCUUGCAAAUCACAGAUGAAGGUCUCAUUACUAUAUGCAGAGGGUGCCAUAAGUUACAGUCCCUCUGUGCCUCCGGCUGCUCCAACAUCACAGAUGCCAUCCUGAAUGCUCUUGGUCAGAACUGCCCACGACUUAGAAUAUUAGAAGUGGCAAGGUGUUCUCAAUUAACAGAUGUAGGCUUUACCACUCUGGCCAGGAAUUGCCAUGAGCUUGAAAAGAUGGACCUGAAAGAGUGUGUUCAAAUAACAGAUAGCACCUUAAUCCAACUUUCUAUACACUGUCCUCGACUUCAAGUACUGAGUCUGUCUCACUGUGAGCUGAUCACAGACGAUGGAAUUCGUCAUCUGGGGAAUGGGGCCUGUGCUCAUGACCAGCUGGAGGUGAUUGAACUGGACAACUGCCCACUAAUCACAGACGCAUCCCUGGAGCACUUGAAGAGCUGUCACAGCCUUGAGCGGAUAGAACUCUAUGACUGCCAGCAAAUCUCACGGGCUGGAAUCAAGAGACUCAGGACCCAUUUACCUAAUAUUAAAGUCCACGCCUACUUCGCACCUGUCACUCCACCCCCAUCAGUGGGGGGCAGCAGACAGCGGUUCUGCAGAUGCUGCAUCAUCCUAUGACAGUGGAGGUGGCAGCGGUGGCAAACUGAGUAUUUAAUGACACUUCUAGAGUUACCGCGGAGUCUCCAGUGGAAGCGACCCAGUGUUUGGGCAAGGGUUACCACAUGAGGCAGCCUCCAGAUU